GAGGAGUGGGAGGUGAGUGGGAGGGGGAGUAGGGGGGGUCAAAGGUCGCCGCCGGGCGCGCCAUGGCCGCCGCGCACAUGGAGCUGCUGUGCUGGCGGGGAGACUGGGGUCUUCCCUCGGUUGAUUCGGGCUGCCUCAUCGUCAUGGCGUAUGCCCAUUUUUCCAAUGCACCAGUAAAACUGAAGAAAACUGGGAAUCCAAGGGAAUCUUUGACAGGGUGUUUGCCUAUCCUUAAAUCUGGAGAGAAAACUAUUUCCAAACCACUAAAUAUUCUCAACUGCUUUCGCAAAGAGCAAUACAAUGCAGACUAUGACCUUUCUCCUAAGCAAGGGGCCGACACCAUGGCGUUUGUAGCUUUGAUCGAAGAGAAGCUUUUACCAGCUCUUCUUCACACAUUUUGGGUGGACGAUCAGAACUACACGGGGGUCACGAGGCCGUGGUAUGCGUCGACAAUGCCGUUCCCAUUCAACAUGUUGGUGCCAUACCGAUCCAGCCGGCAGGCGCUAACACGCCUCAAGCUCAGCGUGGGCCGCCCGCCGUAUAUGAGCCUCGCCGAGAUGGAGGCUCAGAUAUAUUGGGAUGCCAAGGAGUGUUUGAAUCUAUUGUCCUUCCAACUGGGUGAAAAAGCAUUCUUCUUCGGAGAAAUGCCCUCGAGCUUGGAUGCCGUCGUAUUUGGUCACCUUGCCCCACUCCUGAAAGCCCCGCUUCUCACCAAGAAACUUCAACUGCAUCUCAAGGCCAUUGAAAAUCUCUGUGCAUUUUGUGAGAGAGUGCUAAUGAGGUGUUUUCCUGGACAGGCCCCAGGGUCCCCAGCAGGGCCCAAUCAGCAGGAUGCCAAACUGCGCAAACUGACGCAGCUGGUAAACAUGGAGUCCAACCUCAUCGAAAAGAUGGACGGAAACCUGCGGGCGAGCCCCAAAGUGGCGCGGCGGGAGAUGUCAAACCCGAGCAUGACAGCCUCCACGCCGACGGAGAACGGAGCACCCUCUCCUUUUCUGCUUCCGUCAGCUUAGCGGCCCUCAGUUGCCUCGUCGUUCUCUCAGGCCUGCUGUCCAAGGCCCAGCAGAGGAGCCAGUGUGCAUUGCACACGGCGGAGGAGAGGCGAUGAAAGAAAUGUGUCCGCUGCUGGUAAAUGUGAUCAGGGAGUGUCGAUGGUCGUGCAAUCAAAAGGUUUGUGUUCUACGUCUCAGUUAAUGGCCUACACAGGGACAACGUACAUGUGGUUCACCGUCCAAAUAAAAAAUAUAAAUGCGGAGUUUUAAAAAUUUCAGUGGUUUAUAAGUGAAGCGUUGGCGAUCCAGAUCAUUGUCUGAUAAUGGAAUGUUUUAACUGGAGACCAACUUUAUUAAGGUGAAGACAUGCAUUGCUAGUAUGUGAAAUCUGUUGCACUGGAUAGAAAUGCACUUUCUCCAAUUGAAGUAUGCCGAGUGUUUGAUCAUUGUGCUUUACACUUGUACAGCUUUCACUUAAAUACAUCGUUACCUUUGUUUAAAUUAUUUAGAUUUAUUGGAAAUUGCAAUUGGUUCUUUAUUUGCAAUAGCUGGUUAAGAUUUUUUAAUUAAACAUUUGUGGUUUUGUCAACCGUUAAACACCUUUGAACGGAUGUUUAAAUUUUUUUUGCUACAUAGCAUAACUCAGCUUAAAAAAUAAAUCAAUAUGUUGGUUGGCUCUUCAGGGUUCAAUAAUGUAUUAUAGGAGACUCAUAACUUGUAUUUUGUUUCUGUAUAUAACUAUGUAUAAACGUACGUGCUUAUUCUGCAAGUGUUAUUAAACACAAUUCGCAUUGAAAUGUUGA
Molecule: messenger RNA, 1795 nt
Organism: Petromyzon marinus (sea lamprey)
Lineage: Eukaryota; Metazoa; Chordata; Hyperoartia; Petromyzontiformes; Petromyzontidae
Product: metaxin-3-like
Biological process (GO): mitochondrion organization
Cellular component (GO): cytoplasm; SAM complex
Source: RefSeq, a predicted model, not a curated record